CGGCAAACCUCGCUUUGCCAUUCAUAUGCGACAUUCAGUUGAUCACACCACUGAAGAAAGUUUUAAUGGAUACACCAAGUGAGGAACAAAUUGCCAUUUGGGAGAGAGAAUAUUCCCCCAGCGAGUGGAGUAAGCGGUUUCCAACGGCCGAAGAAGUUAUUCAGUACCACUUAAAAUUCGUCAAGGAAGUUAGUACCAACAACCGACAGGAACUGAAAUGCACUCUGAAUGUGGAAUAUGGCUGUGGAAAGCACGAAAAAAAUGAUAUUUACGGAGAUGAUUUACCGCAAAAUGCCCCACUUUUCGUUUACAUUCAUGGUGGUUAUUGGCAGAUGUUGUCUAAAGAAGAGUCCGCCUACUGUGCGAAACCCCUGGUAAAGAGCGGAUACCGAGUGAUGAUCGUGGACUACGACCUAUGUCCUGAGGUAACCCUGGAUCAGUUGGUCAAACAGAUCAAGCGUGCUGGCAUGUUUGUACUGAAAUAUGCUGCAACCAAUGACGUCAAUUACAUUUCAUUUGCGGGUCAUUCGGCAGGCGCACAUCUGAUAGCUGCGAUGAUGGACAGCGAUUUUGUCGAGACCGCUGGAAGCGACAUUAGGUUGAUAAAAGAUCUUUAUCUUAUCUCCGGUGUGUACGUGCUGGAAGAACUGCGCUACACUAAGGCCGUUAAUGCAAACAAUUUACUAGGUUUGGAUCAGUCAAAAGCGAUAAACUUGUCACCUUUGCACUUACAAUAUACCCAUCUUGCGGGUUUGAAUCUGAGACUACACUUCUAUGUUGCGGAAAAUGAUAGCGCUAAGUUCAAACAGAUGACAGGGAAUAUGUGCAUACACAUGCAGAACUGCGGGAUUGGAUACACGCUGGCACAACUUCCUGGUUUAGAUCACUUCGAUAUAGUCGAGAAACUGUCAGAAGAGAAUUUCAUUAUAACUCGUGAGAUAUUGGAGCAACGAUCCUAAUCCUCUUAUUAGUGCAUGACUGCCGCAGUGUCUGUCUGCUAGAAAAAAGAAUAUACAAACAAAGCUUGACUGUUCAUUAUUUUUAAUUUUGCAAUAACGUUUUCGUUUAAUUUGCGUAAGCUUGAUGAGCACCGAUGACCAGGAAAGGGUUUACAGCAUUUGGGCUUGGUGUAUUUCAUUUUCACUUUAUUCAUCUUCACAAAAUGCAAACUGAUACUAACACAUCUGGAGUAGUGCAAUCGUAUUUAUAUACGAAAACAGAUAUUAUAGGUAACCCAGUAGUUAUAGGUUGCGUACUUUACAAACAGUUAUUAUUAGUAAACAAGUAGGUAGUGUUGCACAACAAACAUAUUUUUUCUAUAAAAGAUCCGGCAAGGGGGAACGUGUAGGUAGCCUAAGCUUUAGCGCUUGAGUUAUUUAUCCAAUCGUUUUGUUGUCAAAAAAUGAAUUGUAUAUUUUUGAUCAAGCAUUCCAAUGAACGUAUGGUUUUUGCUGGAGAACCAUGG
Molecule: messenger RNA, 1465 nt
Organism: Wyeomyia smithii (pitcher-plant mosquito)
Lineage: Eukaryota; Metazoa; Arthropoda; Insecta; Diptera; Culicidae
Product: kynurenine formamidase
Exons: 4
Coding region: 66-959 (297 amino acids)
Source: RefSeq, a predicted model, not a curated record